AGCAGGAAGGCAGCUGAAGCAAGAAAAGGAGAAGCUGAGUAGAGAGUGAAGUUAGCCACAAGAAGAAGAAAGUUGGAGACGAAUAAGAAACUUUUUAUUUUAGCUUUUACUGCAAGCUACAUUUGAGAGCUUUCUUAUCCUUCAGUAUUAAGUUUUUGCAGAAGUUGUAAAAGGCAAAAUGAUGAGCAGCAGAGUAAUCUUCACUUCUUUUGUGGUGCUCCUGGCAUUUUUAACCAUCAGUGAAGGAAUGAGUCUGAGAAGCCUGGGAGUGGAGCUGCACUGCCGCUGCAUCCAGACAGAGAGCAGGCUCAUCGCUCGCCACAUCGAGAAGGUGGAGCUGAUUCCUGCCAACUCACACUGCGAGGAGACUGAGAUCAUUGCCACCCUGAAAAAGACGGGUCAAGAAGUCUGUCUGGACCCUGAAGCUCCCUGGGUCAAGAAAGUGAUUCAGAAGAUCAUGUCCAACAGCAGAAGACGCUGAACAGACCAGGAAGGAUGCACUUCAAGAACCUUCAAUAGGUCCUGAACCAAACAGUAUUUAUUCAUCAGAGAGGAUGAUCUAAUCAUCAGAUCUAAUUUUAUACAAAGACUGCUUAAAGUCUUUAUCGACUGUUGACAGACAACAGUUUUAUCCUAAUAAUGUGAUGUUUGUAUCAAACACUUAUUUAUUCAGAAGUCAGUUUGUGUGAAUCCCUUGUGUAUCUGUGUGUUAUUGCUCUCUGGUCUUUAAUAUGGGUUAAACAUAUUUAUUAAUGUAUUUAUGAUACUGGUGUAUUGUUUCAAUUGUUCUCUGAUGACAACUUUAUGUGAAUAAAUUAAGUUCAAAUAGA
Molecule: messenger RNA, 830 nt
Organism: Cheilinus undulatus (humphead wrasse)
Lineage: Eukaryota; Metazoa; Chordata; Actinopteri; Labriformes; Labridae
Product: interleukin-8-like
Exons: 4
Coding region: 179-481 (100 amino acids)
Biological process (GO): cellular response to lipopolysaccharide; chemokine-mediated signaling pathway; neutrophil chemotaxis
Cellular component (GO): extracellular region
Molecular function (GO): CXCR chemokine receptor binding; chemokine activity
Source: RefSeq, a predicted model, not a curated record